UUAAUUUUCCUUGUGGCUUUUGUUGUCUUCUUGAAUUAAGCUUACAUUUCAACACAACCAUGAUUGCGAACAAGAGUGGUCCAUGCUCACAUUAAUAAGAUCCUUAUGUUUAGAUAUUAAUAAAGUAUCACACCAUGUGAAAAUUUUAUUAAUAAUAACUAGUAUUAUAAGUCAUCAAUAUUCAAUAAGGUGGAUAAAUGAAAGAAAUACAUAAUAAAGUAUCACUCCAUGUGAAAAUUUUAUUAAUAACAACUAAUAUUAUAAGUCAUCACUAAGGUGGAUAUAAAAUGAAACCUCAUAUGUAAAAUGAAAGAAAUACAAACGUGACAUAGAAGGAAACGAUCAUGGAAUCGAAGGGAACAACAAUUUUUGGAGUUUCACUUCCGGUUCCAAACGUACAAGAACUCGCUAAGGAACCACUCGACAGGGUUCCACCUCGGUAUACUCGCCCCGAUCAAGACUCUCCGAUCAUAUCAUCCACGACGUCUUCAAGGCCUCAACUACCCAUCAUUGAUAUGGAACGCUUAUUGUCUAAAGAUUAUGGUCAUUCGGAAAUCGAAAAACUACACCUCGCUUGUAGAGAUUGGGGCUUCUUUCAGUUGAUAAAUCAUGAGGUGAGUUGUGAAUUAGUGGAGAAAGUAAAGGAAGAAACAGGAGAAUUCUUUAUGUUGCCAUUAGAGGAGAAAAAGAAGUAUGCACAAAAGUUGGGAGAUGCUGAAGGAUUUGGACAAGCUUUUGUUAUCUCGGAAGAGCAGAAGCUUGAUUGGUGUGACAUGUUUCGUAUGAUUACACUGCCUCAUGAUCUUAGAAAGCCUCAUUUGUUACCUAAACUACCUCAUGCAUUCAGAGAUGCCAUAGAAGAAUACUCAAAGGAAGUUGAAAAGGUUGCAUUGAAAACUCUAAUGUUCAUGGCAAAAGCUUUGAAGAUGGAUGAUGAAGAGAUGAAAGCACUAUUCUCCGAUGGACUCCAAUAUAUGAGGAUGAAUUACUAUCCACCAUGUCCACAACCCGAACAAGUCAUCGGCAUUUCGCCGCACGUGGACGGUAGCGGGAUCACUUUCCUUCUUCAAGUAGAUCAAGUAGAAGGUCUCCAAAUAAAGAAAGAUGACACUUGGAUCUCCGUUAUACCUCAUCCCAAAGCUUUCAUUGUUAAUAUUGGUGACAUCUUACAAAUCAUAUCCAAUGGAGAAUAUAAAAGCAUUGAGCAUCGAGUAGUUGUGAAUGCAGAGAAAGAAAGAAUAUCCAUCGGCACAUUUAUAAACCCGAAUUUGGGUGUAGAGAUAGGACCCGCGCUAAGCCUCGUUACUCCUGAAGCACCAGCAAGAUUUACUAGGAUAGCUUUUGCGGAUUUCUUGAAAAACUUCUAUGCCCGAAAACUUAACAGCAAAAGCAACAUUGAGCAAUACUAUAUAUGAUUAUAUGAUCACUGCCAGAUGAACCAUGCAAUAUACUAUGAGCUGUGUAAUAUAUUGAAAACAUAGUGUUGUGUUUAGAUCUAUGAUAAAUUUCGCCCUUGUUUCUGUACUAUUUAGUUAUAUAUGGGAGUCAACAAGGAGUUUCGUAGUUCACCCUU
Messenger RNA from Helianthus annuus (common sunflower), 1573 nucleotides. RefSeq names its product protein SRG1. Bases 345 to 1415 code for a protein of 356 amino acids. The transcript is spliced from 4 exons. The record is from RefSeq and is a predicted model, not a curated record. NCBI's taxonomy places the organism in Eukaryota, Viridiplantae, Streptophyta, Magnoliopsida, Asterales, Asteraceae.